Messenger RNA from Yamadazyma jaroonii, 1689 nucleotides. NCBI's taxonomy places the organism in Eukaryota, Fungi, Ascomycota, Pichiomycetes, Serinales, Debaryomycetaceae. The record is from the annotation of a GenBank genome assembly.
AUGGACAAACAAGUAGUUGGUAUCUUAGGAGGUGGCCAAUUAGGUCGUAUGUUGGUGGAAUCUGCCAAUAGACUCAAUAUCACCACGAAAAUUUUAGAUGAAGGAUUAUCAUCAGCAAAACAAAUCAAUGCUUCUACUGAACAUGUUGAUGGAUCAUUUAAAGAUUUAGCUAGUAUUAGAAAAUUAGCUAAAGAUUGUGAUGUUUUAACUGUUGAAAUUGAACAUGUUGAUGUUAGUGCUUUAGAAACUGUUCAAAAGGAAACUGGAAUCAAAAUUUACCCUGUUCCUGAAACUAUUAGAUUGAUUCAAGAUAAAUUUUUACAAAAGAAACAUUUAAUGCAACAUGGAAUUGAUGUUGUUGAAUCAAUAGACUUGAAAGCCAACACUAAGGAAGAAGUUUUAGCUAUUGGACAAAAGUUUGGGUUCCCAAUGAUGCUUAAAUCUAGAACUUUGGCUUAUGAUGGUAGAGGUAAUUAUGUCAUUAAAACUGAAGAUAAUAUUGAAGAAGCUUUGGAAUUCUUGAAGGAUAGACCUCUAUAUGUUGAAAAAUGGUGUCCUUUCACUAAUGAAUUGGCAGUUAUGGUUGUUAGAUCAAUUGAAGGUGAAGUUUUCUCAUAUCCAAUUGUCGAAACUGUUCACAAAGAUAAUAUUUGUCAUACUGUUUAUGUACCAGCCCCAGUUUCUCAAACCGUCAUUGGUAAGGCUGAAUUAUUAGCCCGUAAUGCUAUCAAAUCAUUCCCUGGAUGUGGUAUUUUUGGGGUUGAAAUGUUCUUAUUACCUUCCGGUGAUAUCUUAAUCAAUGAAAUCGCCCCUAGACCUCAUAAUUCUGGUCAUUACACUAUUGAUGCUUGUGUUACUUCUCAAUUUGAAGCUCACAUCAGAGCCAUUACCAAUUUACCUUUACCUAAAGAUUUCACCAAAUUAACUAAUCCUUCUAUUAAUGCCAUCAUGUUAAAUGUUCUUGGUGAUGAUGAAAAGGAUAAAGAAUUAGAAAUGUGUAAAAGAGCCAUUGAAACUCCAAAUGCUACUGUUUACUUGUAUGGAAAAUCAUCAAGACCUAAGAGAAAAAUGGGUCACAUAAAUAUCAUUGAUAGUUCAUUAUCCAAUUGUAAAGAGAAGUUAAAUUAUAUCUAUAAGAAUGAAAAAUUACAACUUUCAUCAAUUGUUGAGCCAAUGGAUAAACCUUUGGUAUCUAUCAUAAUGGGCUCAGACUCAGACUUACCUGUGAUGUCAGUAGGUGCUAAUAUCUUGAAGAAAUUUGGUGUUCCAUUUGAAUUAACCAUCGUUAGUGCUCAUAGAACUCCUAUUCGUAUGCAAAAGUUUGCCUUUGAAGCUCAAGCUAGAGGAAUCAAAUGUAUAAUCGCAGGUGCUGGAGGUGCUGCUCAUUUACCAGGUAUGGUAGCUGCUAUGACAUCAUUACCAGUUAUUGGAGUUCCUGUUAAAGGUUCAACUUUAGAUGGAGUUGAUUCUUUACACUCAAUUGUUCAAAUGCCAAGAGGUAUACCUGUUGCUACCGUUGCUAUCAAUAACUCCACCAAUGCUGCUUUAUUAGCUGUUAGAAUCUUAGGUGUUGGUAAUGAAACAUGGUUGAAUAAAAUGACCCAAUACAUGAAUGAUAUGGAAAAUGAAGUUUUGGGUAAAGCCGAUAGAUUAGAAACCAUUGGUUAUGAAAAGUACUUAGAAAAGUAA